AGCUUGGUAACACUGCUUUUUUUUAAUAGAUCAUGAAAAUAUAAAUUUUCGGAGGGAGCUUCUGAAGAACUUUUACAAACACUUCUCAAAAUGGAUGGAAGAAAUGUUGAUUUUUCAGGAUUUACUAAACAAACUGCAACGGUAUUAUGCGGUAUUGGAGCCAAAGACCUAAUAAGAGAGUUCAGGAAGAAAAAUUUAUCAACCAGUGCAUUAUUCAAGUUAACUAAAGAAGAUUUUAUGCAGCUUGGUGCUAGUGAAGAUCGUGCUGCACAUUUGACCAAUACUUUAAAUACCUCAAAGAAAAAGGAUUUAAAUAUAAGACCAAAGUGUUAUGAGAAGAUAUCUGAUAAUAUAAUAAUAUUGAAAGUAGGAAAACAGCAGUUAGCUGUAUUGCAAGCUUUUAUAGCAUAUUGUAGAUUCAGAUUUGAAGACAAAAUAUGCAACUAUUUUAUGGAUCAUGAUAAGGCUAUAAGUAUUUCUCAGAUUCAAUGUGCCACUGUUGAUUUUAUACUUAAAGAAAUUAAUGAAGCUGAGCUAAAACUGAAAGAAUUGAAAAAGCUUUGAAAUCUCCGCUUCAGUCGCACUAAGAUGGACGGUGGAGCGUACGGUGGCGGAAAGGCCGGGGCACCUUUCGAUCCGAUCGCGUUCGUCCAACGGCCGCAGGUUGUUCUAAGAGCGGUAUGUCUGCUCUUUGCAAUAAUUGUAUUCGGUUGUAUAAGCAGCAAGGGCUACCUUCCGAAAGAAGAUGGGAAGGAAGUCUGUCUUUACAAUGAUGACAAUAAUGCUUGCAAUUAUGGGAUCGGUAUUGGGGUAUUGGCAUUUUUGGCUAGUAUCGGCUUUCUCGUUGGUGAAUACUUGUUUGAACAGAUGUCGUCUGUCAAGACUAGAAAACAUUUCGUCCUUGUGGAUUUGGGCUUUUCGGGCUUCUGGUCUUUCUUGUAUUUCGUGGGAUUCUGUUACUUGACGAAUGCAUGGAAUAAUUCUCCAAGACCAAAGGACGGAUAUGGCGUAAAUAAUCUGCAAGCGGCUAUUGCGUUCUCGUUUUUCUCCAUCUUCACUUGGGCUGCUUGUGCUUGGUUUGCAUUUCAAAGAUUUAAACAAGGAACUGACGCAGCAUUCGCUCCGAGUUACGAAGCGGAUCCUGUUGGUGGUGCAGGAUAUACAAGUUACCCUGAUGCUACUGAUACUGCUUACCAGGAACCGCCAUUUGGCCAACAGCAGCAACGGGGUAUGGGUGACUUCCAAGCCCCAGCUUAUUAGGAGUCAUCCAUAGUCAAUACCAAAAUGUAUUUCCAUCGGAUUGCACAGCGAACUACUUACGAAGGAAGAUGGUUUAGGAUAAUUUCUUAAAACAAGAUUAUAUUGUUUUCUACCACCUAUUUUGCUUAAAGACUAAAGAAGAACUUCAUUCGCUGAUAGGUCGCUGGGCAGCGUUUGUCGUAGACAACAUACAUCGGAGUCGAUUGUACAGCAAUUGUGAUUUGACAUAUUGAAGUGUGAAGUCAUCUUUUGUUCGAAAUAAGAAAACUAUUAUACGCGUACUUACGAUAUAAUUUUAAGUUGCGGGAUUAAGUAUUUGUUUAUUUAAAUAAUUCUAUGUUGUACGUUGUAUUAAGCAAACGUGAACAUCGUUAGAGACAUCUAGUAAUUUAGUAGUUUAGCGAUUAAUUUGAGAGAAUUAUACAUUCUAGGCAUAUGUGUAUAUGAAGCGAGCUGUUGAGUAUAAUAGAUACUUUGAUUUAUGUUCAUGUAAAAAUAUCACUAAAAUUCUUAUAUAGAAAUUUACGUGUAUACCUUUUGCUUGAGGUUUCGGCACGUCUAAUUCGUAUAAUUCUCUCAAAAAAAAAAUAUCUACUAACUUUCAAUAAUAAGAUAUCCUGGUAAUUUGAGAAGAACAUGGUUUGUGUAUAAAGUAUUACAUGAGGUGCAAUAAUAAUCAUUAUAUGUACUCUAAUUGCUUAAAAAAAUCAUCCCUUUGGAAAUGCAGGAUUAUUAUAAUGAAAAAUAUUUUCUUUAAAUUAGACAAAUCGUAUUAUUCUACAUUUUGUUUUAUUGUCACGGUUUACCCGUAUAUUCAAGAGGUUGAACUUUCGUAAAUAUUCAAUCUUAAAAUUCAUUUUUCAUUUUUUAUAAAUCUUAACCCUUCUGCGUAUAUAGAGUUGAUAACAUUGUUGAUUAAUGACACGACGCGACAAUGUGAUGACGUCUCGCGUCGACAACACCAAGAAGGGUUAAGGCAAUGAUAAACACAGUUAAAAGUCUCGAUCUUUACCUGAAAAAGAGAUAGUGCGAUUGUGCUGUCGAUUUUAUGUCAAAUUUAAAAUUGGGGAAGAUAUAAAGUGGAAUAAAAUCAUAUGCAGCGAAAUGUAGUACUAUCGAAGUGUCUAUUGCAGAAGUGUAAAGGAAUAAAAGUGCGUAUCAAGAUGAGUAUCGAUAAUUAAAUAGCUGUUGUAUGAUUGUAUUUAUAUAUAUACAUAACGAUACAUAUACAUAUAUAUGUGUAUAUGUAUACAUAUAUAUUGCAUUUAAUGCAGUAGAAAUACGUAUGCGUCUGUAAAGAUCUGAGUGUUUAGGGACAAUUCCAAGAUCUAUCGUGUAAUUUAAAAUAGCCAAAAUAUACAUAUAAGUGGUUAUUUUUAUGCAAGUCAAAAUGAUUGUAUGAUGAGCCAAGUGAUAAAUUACGUUCGUUGCUAGCGUGAAGCUGCGACUGCAUUUUUGCAACUGUUCGUUUCAAAUGUUACGCGUUUCGUAAAAUCGUUAUUCUCUUCUUUUUCUUACUUUUUUUUCACACACAUACAUUACAAGACAAUGCGAUCGCGCGCUCAGCGUGCUUCCGUCAAGCGUGUAAGCGCCAAGAUGCAAAGAGAACUUUUUCUAAAAACAAAUUUAUAACGUGCGAAUAUUGUUAUUUUUACCUCGUUUUACAAUUGAACAAUUGACUCUCUGCGAUGUACGAUAUUAUAGUAACACACGGUAUAAUAGCCUCGUCUUCUGAUAUUUGUUAUUAGCGAUUUUCGUUACGCGAAUAUAAAACGAGCAUCGUAGCCUCAUGUCGUGUAAGUUAGGUUUACGAGAUUUUGUUUCGUACAACCGCUACAACGUUGUAUAGCACAUCUUAUAAAAUUUGUAUUCACGAAAUGCAAGAUUUUAUUUCUUAAUAAAUUUUUGAGUGCCUAAUAUACAUGA
Molecule: messenger RNA, 3186 nt
Organism: Odontomachus brunneus
Lineage: Eukaryota; Metazoa; Arthropoda; Insecta; Hymenoptera; Formicidae
Gene: Syngr
Product: synaptogyrin
Exons: 9
Cellular component (GO): neuromuscular junction; synaptic vesicle membrane
Source: RefSeq, a predicted model, not a curated record